This is a messenger RNA of Tribolium madens (black flour beetle), 2257 nucleotides long. It is a transcript of the gene PICK1, whose product is annotated as PRKCA-binding protein. The transcript is spliced from 9 exons. Gene Ontology annotation, biological process: positive regulation of receptor internalization; dendritic spine maintenance; regulation of Arp2/3 complex-mediated actin nucleation. Gene Ontology annotation, molecular function: protein kinase C binding; phospholipid binding; protein domain specific binding. Gene Ontology annotation, cellular component: neuron projection; postsynaptic density; postsynaptic early endosome. The record is from RefSeq and is a predicted model, not a curated record. Bases 840 to 2192 code for a protein of 450 amino acids. Lineage: Eukaryota; Metazoa; Arthropoda; Insecta; Coleoptera; Tenebrionidae.
AUCCUAGUGUAUUGUUAUCAGUUCUUGCUCAAAUACUCUUAUAAAUUAGCAUUAAAUUAAUAUUUUUUCCAUUUGUCACAUUUGUGACAUCUUGAUAAUAAGAUACAAAUUAAUCAGAAUUGUUUGCAUGAUUGAGUUUAUACUUUUGUACAUACAGAAUGAAUGUUAAUUAAUACAUUAUCUUAUGUACCUACAAAAUUUAUUAAAUACAUUUGUUAUUAUUCUGAUAUGUGGAUAGGGUGACAAUAAUAAGUCAUAAGUGACAAGUCACAAAAUUCAAAAUAUGCCGUAAACGAAUUGUAUGAAGUAUUUUGCCUACACCCAUGUUGUAGUUUAAUCUAAAACUGAUAGUACUUACUUCCGGUUCCAUUUCAUUGUAAACCAUUUCCAUAACAUCAGUGUGAAAAUUUAUAUAAUUUGUGGUAAAUGUUAAAUUCGAGGCAUUACAAUAUGAUGAUGUUGCACGUAUCGGAACUUUAUCCAAAUUAUCAAAUAAGAAGAAAUUAUUUUUUAAAAGAAGAUACAAUUAGACAAAAUAAAGAAGAGCAAACAAUAGAAGAAAACCCUUCUUCAGUUGAAAAACAAAAGAAUACUGAUUUAGAAGUAUUGUUAUUUGAUAUGAGCCCAAGGGAAAAGUGUCACAGAGAAAACACUUUGAACACCAAGUGUCGCACGCUAGAAAAUGUACACCUCACCCCACACCGUUAGCUGUAGAUUUAGAAUUCCUAGUCACGACACACUUAGGAUCCUUGAACAAAAUAUUUUUAUACUUUUGUAAAUGUAAACUAAGAGAAUAAAACAUAUGCAUUACAAAAUUUAGAUUUUUGCCGCUUUAGGGAAUGACUGUGACUUCUGGAAGCAUCACUAUUAAAAAAGACGCCAAUAAUUUAAUUGGGAUAAGCAUCGGUGGGGGAGCCCCACUGUGCCCUUGUUUAUACAUUGUUCAAAUUUUUGAUAACACUGCUGCAAGUCGAGAUGGGACUCUACAAUCUGGAGACGAACUUGUCUCAGUAAAUGGACAAUCAGUCAAGGGCAAAACUAAAGUCGAAGUAGCUAAAAUGAUCCAAGCUGCGAAAGACGAAGUUGUGAUCAAUUACAAUAAACUGCACGCCGAUCCCCAACAAGGCAAGAGUUUGGACAUUGUAUUGAAAAAAAUGAAACAUCGUCUAGUCGAAAACAUGAGUUCUUCUACUGCUGACGCAUUAGGUCUUUCACGGGCAAUUCUGUGCAACGACACCUUAGUUAAAAAAUUACAAGAGUUACAGCACACCGAAUUGAUGUAUCGAGGACUGGUCGAUCACUCUAAACGAGUAUUACAAGCCCAUGUUGAACUUCAACAAGCAAUCAAAGCAAUGGGUGACGUUUUUGCCGGUUUGGCUGUAAGAGAACCCCAACCACGAGCAAGUGAAGCUUUUAGAGUUUUUGGUGAGCAGCAUCGUAGUAUGGAGAAAUUUGGCCAGGAUAUGGUAAAAAAAGUGAAACCAGUCUUAGCCGAUAUGGGCACAUAUUUGUAUAAGGCGAUUCCAGACACGAGAUUAACUGUCAAAAAAUAUGCAGAUGCCAAAUUUGAAUACUUGGCUUAUUGUUUGAAAGUCAAAGAGAUGGAUGACGAGGAAUGUAGUUAUGCAGCUUUGCAAGAACCAUUAUACAGAGUUGAAACUGGAAACUAUGAAUACAGACUAAUUUUACGUUGCCGCCAGUUGGCAAGAGCCCGAUUUGCCAAACUUCGAUCUGACGUCCUCGUAAAAAUGGAACUUUUAGACAACAAACACGUCCAAUCUUUAGGAGGCCACCUUACAAAACUAAUUAAAGGAUUGUCAGAAGUGCAUUCCAAAGCAUUAGAGUUAUUAUCAGGCCCUGCCCUUUUCCCAGUUGAAGUCGACCUCUCAAAUAGUGCCUUUCAAUACAAAUCAACUACUCCCGUAGUCCAGCAAGAAGUCGAUGAGGAAGAACAAGAAAUCGAAAACGGUGAAGAGGUGCACGAAAUUGAAGAAAAUCUCUUGAGUAAUUUAGUUGAUACAAGACUUGAUGGUAUCACCGAAAACGACCCACUCAUUCCCGGUUUAGAUCGACAGCAAACCGAGCCAAACUACAACGAAAUGGACAAUUUGACUCUACUUUCUUCAUUAAAUAUAAACGGGGCACCAAAGGACGACACAGACGGUCCAUUACUUCCAGAUCUAAACGAAUAAAAAGUGCACACGUUAUGUAAAUUAAUCUCAAUGUAAUUUCAUAAAAAUCAAUAAAAAAUUGUCAG